AUGGAUUUGGAAAAGAUGGGUGAGAAGCAUUUGCUUCAACUUAAUGAGUUAGAGGAGAUUUGGGAUGAAGCCUAUGAGAAUGCCAAGAUUUAUAAAGAACGAACUAAGCGUUACCAUGACAAAGGCCUAAUUCGUAAGUCUCUUUACUUGGGAAUGAAAGUUCUUUUGUUUGACUCUCGUUUUAAACUUUUUCUAGGGAAGUUAAAGUCAAAAUGGAGUGGACCGUUUCCAAUAGUUCAAAUUUUUCCCCAUGGAGUGGUCGAAUUGUUAAAUCCAAGGACUGAUGAGACAUUCAAAGUCAAUGGGCAUUGUAUGAAGCCCUAUUUGGAAGAAGUCCAGGGAAAAGGGACUAUUGAGUGCAUUCAUGUGCACAAUCCUUGA
Molecule: messenger RNA, 381 nt
Organism: Pistacia vera
Lineage: Eukaryota; Viridiplantae; Streptophyta; Magnoliopsida; Sapindales; Anacardiaceae
Exons: 1
Coding region: 1-381 (126 amino acids)
Source: RefSeq, a predicted model, not a curated record